UGAGCCCCUGCAGGGUGACCCUCACUGAGGCUGUGCUGCAGCUCUGUGAUUGAUGGACACGCCAGCCGACCUGUGAGCUUUGGAUGCAAGAAAAGUCACCAAGCUUCUCCAGCGCAGCAGUUCAGACGUGGACCAGGAUUACAAGCAAGGGAGGACGCCCGGGAGACCAGGACCAGCGAGGCCUGCAGGGUCCUUUCUUUCUCAGCGACCAUGAUGAUCAAACCGUUUGGGAGGCAAGGAGAGGGAGAAGAGGACAUCAGCCCCGUGGCGUGGAUGGACGGAGACAUGAGCUCGCCGGAUGGAGACACACCUUUGACCUCACACCGCUACAGGGCCAACCAGCCGCCCAGGGAGGAGGGCAGUGAGGAAGCCGAGGAAGACGAGGAGGAGGAGGAAGAAGAAGGAGACCAGGAGGAAGAAAACCAGGCCAAACAAUGCGGCCCCAAGAGGAAGCGGGCGACUAAACCCCGGCAGGAGCGCUUCCGAGCCCGCCGCAUCAAGGCCAACGCCAGGGAGCGCUCGCGCAUGCACGGCCUGAACGACGCUCUGGAGAACCUGCGCGGCAUCAUGCCUUGCCACUCCAAAACACAAAAACUCUCCAAAAUCGAGACCCUGCGGCUGGCCCGGAACUACAUCUGCGCUCUCUCCGCCGCCCUGGACGGGGGUCUGUCCACGGAGAGCCGGGCUUUCAUGGAGACUCUGUGCAAGGGCCUCUCGCAGCCCACCACCAACCUGGUGGCGGGCUGCCUCCAACUGGGCCCGGCCACACCUGCCGGCGGGAGGCCGGACGACAGAGUCAGGCCGCCCCCGGUUCCCCUCGCCAACUACUCGUCCCCGGGCCUGCCGAGCCCCCCCUACGGCAGCUUUGACUCCGCCCACCUGCUCCACCUGAGGGCCAUGAAAGGAGCGGGUUACGAGAGCCACUCGCCAAAUGAGUAUACUACGGGCGGCGUGGGCACACCCCCCUACGAGGGGCCCCCGACCCCACCUUUGAGCAUCAGCAGCAACCUGGUCAGCAAACAGGAGCCGUCGCCUCACUACUUACCGCCGUCCCACUACUCCCCGUCCCCUGUGGACCACAACCUGUACCAGUCUCAGACCUCCUAUGGCGUACAGGCCUCGUAUGACUCCUACCACCCGCCGCACAUGACCCCCCGACAGAUAACCCCCGUCUACAGAGACUAAGAGACACUUCCUGCCAAGCGUAGAGUAAAGUGGUGCACACUUAGACCAUACCUGAUACUUCCUCCUCGUCAAAAUGACCACGUGGGAAUUCUACGCUCCACAAAGUCCUGAUCAUAAACAAGCACUUCUGGGAACAUAUCUUUUAUUUAUUGUCUAAUUUAAUACACGAUUGUGUACCCUAUUUUUCGGAGUAUAAUGCAUAGUAAAGAAGGAAAAAAACAUAUAUAAGUCGCACUGGAGUAUAAGUCGCACCCCCGGCCAACUAUGAAAAAAAACUGCGAUUUAUAGUCCGAAAAAUACGGUACAUGCGGCUCCGAUGACGUACUGUAUUUGUGUUAUUCUUCUUUGUGUGGUACUUGUGCUUCUCUUUCUUUUGUUUGUAGUCUUUUUUUUUUCUUGUGUGUAUUAUUGUAUUUUCAAGUCUGGACAAAGUAGCUUUCGGGGUUGGUUUUUAUACCAACCAAGAAAAAAAAAUCCUCUCAGGUUAGCAAUGGUAUGAAAACCUUUGAUUUGAUGUUUUGUCUUUGGAUAUUGCCAUUAAAAAAAGGAUCAACUGGUG
Messenger RNA from Entelurus aequoreus (snake pipefish), 1744 nucleotides. Its product is annotated as neurogenic differentiation factor 4-like. Bases 211 to 1185 code for a protein of 324 amino acids. Lineage: Eukaryota; Metazoa; Chordata; Actinopteri; Syngnathiformes; Syngnathidae. Gene Ontology annotation, molecular function: protein dimerization activity. The record is from RefSeq and is a predicted model, not a curated record. The transcript is spliced from 3 exons.